UUUCAGAUUAUCAGAAUGCUCCUCUCCACAGUACCAUUUUUAUUGAUUUUUAUAACAAUCUCAUCCUCAGAAGCGAAAACAUUCGAAAAUCGGAUAGUUGGGAAACCAUUUGUCUCGUGUCGAUCCGAUGCGAUUUCACUUGUUGCGGAGACUGAAGACUUUUUUGAGGGACAGAUCUACGUAAAAGGGUCUCGCGGCACUCCGUCCUGCUCCAAAUCCUACCAAAUUACCCAGAAUUCCACAGCUCUGGAGCUCAAAAUAAAUGCUCAAGAGCUGGAAAAAUGUGGUUUCCGAGCGUGGCCAAAGCCGAAUUCAAAAAUGUGGCUUUUGUCGGGACAAGUGAUUGUGGCCUUCCAUCCAACACUGGUGACACCCUCAGAUCGAGCUUUUCGUGCACAUUGUGAAUUUGAAGAUUUUAAGCGAAAAACGGAAAUUGGAAUUGAGAACCUAAUCCAAGAGCACGAGCUGAUUCUCGGAAAUUUUCAACUGCCAAAAAUUUCAAUGCACAUUUUGCCAGCUGGAGAGGAAUCUUUGACAACGAAAACUCAGAAUUUUGAAGCCAAUGAGCAGAAAGUGUUGAAUGUUGGCGAUCCUAUAAUGUUCGAGUGGAAAUUGGAACAGGAACACGGAAUAUUCGGAAUUCAACUCGAGAGGUGCUCUGCCGAGUCAGAAAACGGAAAAGGGAUGAAAAUUCUGGAAAAUGGAUGCUCUUUAGACGAGGAGCUUAUUUCUGACACCACGUAUUCACAGGAUUUCUCGAAAAUUUAUGCGACUUCGCUGGCUUUCAAAUUUCCAGAGGAAUAUGAGGUUUUUAUCAGAUGUGCAGUGAGGACUUGUGUGAAAAAAACCGAGCACCUAGAAAUCAUAAAUGGCGAGGAAGAGGACCUGUGCUCGGCGAGCAACAAUUGCGGAUUUGUCUCAUUUGAAUCGAGUCAGAGAAGUCGGCGACAACUUGUAGGGAAAAAUAACAACAACACCCGUACCGACAUCAUCUACGUGAACGGUAGAUUCCGUGUGGAAAAACAAAGUUCCCCGCAAGAAGCCCGUGCCACGUCACAAACAGAGUUCUGUAUGCCUGACGUCAUCUAUUACCUGGGACUGUCUACAGUAGUCAUUUGCUACCUGAUUACCAUCUCGACUACGGUAGUUUUCAAGUUUGGCGGUAGAUUUUGACAAUGUUCAACAAAUUUUCAAUUUUCAAAUUUUCAUUACUCCCUUGUAUGGGUACUUCUACAUGAUUCUCAGUUUCCUUGAAUAUAUUUUUUUCUAACUUUUAAUAAUUAUCUGUAAAUAAAGCUCUUGUUUU
Molecule: messenger RNA, 1306 nt
Organism: Caenorhabditis elegans
Lineage: Eukaryota; Metazoa; Nematoda; Chromadorea; Rhabditida; Rhabditidae
Gene: cutl-25
Product: ZP domain-containing protein
Exons: 9
Coding region: 16-1173 (385 amino acids)
Source: RefSeq, marked reviewed